GGUUUCGCCGUGGUGCUUGUAAUCCACUCGGCUUGUGAUGACGGGGACGGUAACAGCGUGGUUUUAGCAGCGCCUCUCUAAUGGACACAGAUGUGGUGAACAUGGGGACGGACGACAACCAGUGUGAGAAUGGGCACAAAGAUGUGGAUCCACAGAGCACUGAAGAUGAGCCACUACUCAGAGAAAACAGAAGGCGGUUCGUCAUCUUUCCCAUUCAGUACCCCGACAUCUGGAAAAUGUACAAACAGGCCCAGGCCUCAUUCUGGACCGUAGAGGAGGUGGAUUUAUCAAAGGAUCUGGCUCACUGGGAGAAACUGAAGCCUGAGGAGAGACACUUCAUAUCACACGUCUUGGCUUUCUUUGCGGCGAGUGAUGGCAUUGUCAACGAGAACCUGGUGCAGAGGUUCAGUCAGGAGGUGCAGGUCCCAGAAGCACGCUCUUUCUAUGGCUUCCAAAUCCUCAUAGAGAAUGUGCACUCGGAGAUGUACAGCAUGCUGAUCAACACCUACAUCAGAGACCUAAAGGAGAGAGACUAUUUGUUUAAUGCCAUUGAGACCAUGCCUUGUGUGAAAAGAAAAGCAGACUGGGCUCUACAGUGGAUCUCUGACACAAACUCUACAUUUGGGGAGAGACUGAUCGCAUUUGCGGCAGUAGAAGGCAUCUUUUUCUCGGGGUCAUUUGCCGCCAUCUACUGGUUAAAGAAAAGAGGUCUGAUGCCCGGACUUACAUACUCAAAUGAGCUCAUCAGCCGAGAUGAGGGUUUGCACUGCAAUUUCGCCUGCCUUAUGUACAGUUACCUGGUGAAAAAGCCUUCCACUGACAGGGUGAGGGACAUCAUCACUAAAGCGGUUAGCAUUGAACAGGAGUUUCUAACCGAAGCUUUACCAGUCGACCUCAUUGGAAUUAACUGCUCUCUGAUGAAACAAUACAUCGAGUUUGUGGCUGACAGGUUGUUAACCGACUUAGGAUUGCCAAAGGUAUAUCAGGCAGAGAACCCCUUUGAUUUCAUGGAGUCCAUCUCACUGGAAGGAAAAACCAACUUCUUUGAGAAGCGAGUGGCUGAGUACCAACGAUUUGGAGUGAUGUCAAAUACAAUGGAGUGUGAAUUCACUCUUGAUGCAGAUUUCUAAUGGGCUACGGUGUACAGUAUAUAACUGAGGCUGAAGAACAUCCACUUGUGAAGGAGUAAAAGCAAUCAGUUCACAUGAGCAAAGUCCUCUAAUACGCUGAUGUUAAAUUUUUACAUUUUUGCAAGUUGUGCGAGAGUGAAGACGGCCUAAUUUUUAGGUUCAGAGAAUUUUACUGCAAAACUACUUCUCCAGCCUUGAACAGCUCCGGUAACAAGUGACAUGAAACUGUUACAGUAUGCAGUAUUAUUAUCGGCUUAUGUGAGUGUCCAGUAAAAUAUGACUACAACAGGACACUACUUACAGUCUGUAAAAACUGAAAUAUUUCAUUGGUUUGUACUGAAAAAAUACAGUAGUUCCAGUCGGGAUGCCCUUUUUUGUUGUACGGCUAAUUUCAGCUACCUCAGUUGAUAUUCUAUCAAACAAACAUGCUGUGAGAAGAGUCUUUUCUAAAAAUUACAGUUCUGAAAUCACUUCAGUACGGUCAAAUCACAGCUCAUUUAUAAAAAACUUGUUCAAACAAUGGGGAAAUUCUCAUACUAAACUAGUUAUGCAGUUGACAUUGCUGACAGUUGAUACAUUUGUUUUAUUGUUUUACAGAAGGAUGUAAAGUAACAGUCAUUGGUGAUUUGAGUAUUUGUGUAUUUAUUGUAUUUUACUCUUCUGCUGUAUUCAACUCAGUGUUAUAAGAUCUUAAACAUUGAUUAAAACCUUUUGAUCUUA
Pygocentrus nattereri (red-bellied piranha) is the source of this 1850-nucleotide messenger RNA. It is a transcript of the gene rrm2b, whose product is annotated as ribonucleotide reductase M2 b. The coding region runs from base 81 to 1130 and encodes 349 amino acids. Gene Ontology annotation, biological process: deoxyribonucleotide biosynthetic process. Gene Ontology annotation, molecular function: ribonucleoside-diphosphate reductase activity, thioredoxin disulfide as acceptor. Lineage: Eukaryota; Metazoa; Chordata; Actinopteri; Characiformes; Serrasalmidae. The record is from RefSeq and is a predicted model, not a curated record. The transcript has 9 exons. Gene Ontology annotation, cellular component: cytosol.